Messenger RNA from Vanessa atalanta (red admiral), 1704 nucleotides. RefSeq names its product spondin-2-like. Gene Ontology annotation, biological process: cell adhesion. The transcript is spliced from 11 exons. The record is from RefSeq and is a predicted model, not a curated record. Lineage: Eukaryota; Metazoa; Arthropoda; Insecta; Lepidoptera; Nymphalidae. Gene Ontology annotation, cellular component: extracellular matrix. Bases 65 to 1663 code for a protein of 532 amino acids.
UUGACCGACAUAGUCUACUUAAUUCUAAUCCUGUUCUUGUGAAGUUAACUCUUAAAACUCUAAAAUGAAAGCGUUAUUUAGAUUAAAAGUAACUCAUCAGCUGCUAUAUCUAAUAUAUUUGAUCAUGGUUCUACAAUAUUGUCAUUGUGAAGUGAAACCUUGCGAUCGAAGGCCUCUGGAAACUAAAACCGACCCCUUGCCACCUGACAAUCGUUUUCAAAUUGAAAUAAUUGGAAUUAACGAUAAUAUGUAUAUCCCAAAUAGAUUAUAUACAGUACGUUUAUUCGCGUCAGACGAUAUGUCUACCUUUAUCGCCUUCACGAUAUCAGCACUUGAAGAUACAAAACCAAAUGAGAAAAAUCGGCGGAAGCCAAUUCCAUUGAACGCUGGUAUUAUUUAUGCUCCACUUAACUCUACUGAUUCUAAGCUGAGUUUGAUCUGCAACAACUCGGUCAUACAAACAGAUAUCACUCCGAAGCUUUCUGUGCAGGUUAAAUGGCGUGCGCCCCCGAAAGACAAUAAGUGUGUUACUAUAUAUGCGCUUAUUGCCGUGAAGCCAGAUGUGUGGUAUAGCUUUGAUGGUCCUCUGUCGAAAAAAGUGUGUGAGGAUCGUCGGAACAUGGAAGACAUUCAACCAAUGGAAAACGAUAACUGCACAAGUUGUGAAGACGCUAGAUACCUGCUGACAUUUGAAGGAAUUUGGUCUUAUAAUACUCAUCGGCAUAUGUUCCCCAAUGCAAGCGAAUUAGCCCGAUUCAGUGAUGUUGUAGGCGCAUCACAUAGUAAGAAUUAUCAAAUUUACAAAUUCAAUACUGAAGCUAGUGGAGGUUUAAAGAUGCUAGUAGAGCAAGGAAACACAACCAAAUUAGAAAUGGAGAUUCAAGCAGAGCUUGGAUCAUCAGUGAGAACGAUUAUAAAAGCUUUAGGCCAACCAAAGCCAAAUAUGGUGACUAACGCAAUAUUUCGUGUAACGAGAGAACACCAUUUAGUGUCUCUAGUGACUGCAAUCAUACCAUCGCCCGACUGGUUCCUUGGAGUAUCUAAUAUGGAAUUAUGUGAAGUUACCACUAGGAAGUGGGCACCGAAUUUGACAUUUAACUUAUAUCCUCUAGAUGCAGGUACAGAUAGUGGGUUGACUUUUGAGUCUCCAAAUGAAGAUACGAUGCCUCCUCAAUCCAUUAAAUCAGCCGAAAUAAAUAAACUAAUCCCAAAAGAGCAGAUGAAGCCAUUUGCGAAAUUACAUUUCGAAUUAAUGCGUACAUACACAACUCCAGACUGCACAAAUGAGUCUCCCGAUCAAGAAAAUAAAGACGAGGAAAGACAGACUGACUCGAAUGAAAUACCGCCUCCAACUACACCAUCACGUGAAGAACCUUCUCCAGACAUAGAAUCAACUGAGGAUUGUCCCAUGACUGCGUGGGAGGAGUGGUUAUCGUGUGAAGGCGAGUGUAUUAAUGGCAAACUCAAGGGUUACCAGACGCGGUUUCGAUACCACCUUGUAGAUGGAGUUGCUGUUGGCAAGUACAACGAAAAUAAUCCAUCUUAUGAGGAAAAAAGAAUACCGCAGUAUUGUGUAGAUAAUUAUUUAGAUAUUGAAACAAAAAAUUGUGAAGAAACUUGCGAAGAAGAGGAAGAAGUUUCAGCCAAUAGAAGAAUUUGGUAAGAAAAUCAGAGAACAGUAUCAGAUAAUCAGCUAAAUUUCAA